Annulohypoxylon truncatum is the source of this 694-nucleotide messenger RNA. RefSeq lists its product as uncharacterized. Lineage: Eukaryota; Fungi; Ascomycota; Sordariomycetes; Xylariales; Hypoxylaceae. The record is from RefSeq and is a predicted model, not a curated record. Bases 187 to 648 code for a protein of 153 amino acids. The transcript has a single exon.
CGAGAGUGGCAGAGUGGAUUGUAGAACGGUCGGCUCGGCUCAGCCCCGCCACUCCACGAGCAGAUGAUACCGGAACUUGGACCUCUAGGUUUAUCAUAUAAGCCCGCUAAUACAACACAAACCACAUCGUUGUAUCGUCGCAGAUUGGCUAAUAGAUGCCAGUGUGUACCGGAUACGGAAUAGCAGAUGGCAUAUGACCGGCGAGGGAGGGAAAGGGAAAGGAGGCGCAACGUCAAAUAUGUGCCAAAAUAUAUGCCAAAUCUGCAUCACCGCCUCAACGAUGAAAAACCCGACGAUAAAGAGCCUCCUUACUCCCCGUUCCUAUCCGAUGCUGGCUCUAUUUGGCCUGAUCCGGUCUGGCCUGGUCCGGUUGGGUCUGGUCCGGCUGUGUCUCCUGGCCUUAUCGCAAAGCCCGCGGUUUUGUAUGGUUUCAUUUUGCGAACACAUGUUUUUCCUCUUCCGUUGGACAACCCCGAAUAUACAUAUCCUGGUUAUUGCUUGCUUGAUUUUGCUCUGCUCUGCUCUGUUUUGCUUUGCUUUGCUUGCGCUGGUCGAAACAUGUCAAGAACCUACGUUUCUUCGCACCCAACACUUUCAUGCAAUCCAGCAACGGAUUGCGCGCUGCAAGGUGGUGUGCAUGUGCAGUAGGUAAGGGGCAAUAGGUAAAGACAGACUCGAGGAAUCAGGACAAAGC